AUGGUUGCUGCGUAUGAACCAUACAGCUUGCCACCACUCCCGUCAUAUUCACCAUCUCCAAAGGUAGAAUACAACACUCCCCCCCUACCAUAUAUCCACAGUUCUUCACCACCACCAUACUACUCUCCAUCACCAAAGGUUGACUACAAAUCACCUCCUCCACCAUAUGUCUACAGUUCCCCACCACCUCCUUACUAUUCCCCAUCACCUAAAGUUGACUACAAAUCUUCUCCACCACCAUAUGUCUACAGUUCUCCACCACCACCACCAUAUUACUCACCAUCUCCUAAAGUCGAGUACAAGUCUCCCCCACCACCAUAUGUAUACAGUUCUCCCCCACCACCUCCGUACUACUCUCCAUCACCAAAGAUAUGCAUGGUGAGGUAUCAGAGCUUUGGAAAGACACAUCGCAUAAUGUGUAAGACAAGCCAGGUUCUUGAAGUUCCAUUUCAUAAUUAUCCCCAGACUCCUGAAUCCUCCCUUGCAUGA
Brassica oleracea var. oleracea is the source of this 489-nucleotide messenger RNA. RefSeq names its product extensin-2-like. Gene Ontology annotation, biological process: plant-type cell wall organization. Lineage: Eukaryota; Viridiplantae; Streptophyta; Magnoliopsida; Brassicales; Brassicaceae. The record is from RefSeq and is a predicted model, not a curated record. The transcript has 2 exons. The coding region runs from base 1 to 489 and encodes 162 amino acids. Gene Ontology annotation, molecular function: structural constituent of cell wall.